Rhizophagus irregularis DAOM 181602=DAOM 197198 is the source of this 480-nucleotide messenger RNA. NCBI's taxonomy places the organism in Eukaryota, Fungi, Glomeromycota, Glomeromycetes, Glomerales, Glomeraceae. The record is from RefSeq and is a predicted model, not a curated record.
UUUACCUUUUAUAAUUUAUUCGGUUUUUACUUUUUUUACCUCUAAUUCUGCAAAUAGACUUAAAAAAACUAAUGACUCCAUUCCUUUAUGUAUUAAUAUGUAACCUUUCUUCCCUAUAUUUCCUAUAUCAUAAAUUCCUUUUUAAUCUUAAUUUCUUAACUCUUAAAACUCUCUUAUACUUCUUUCUUUUAAUUUUGAUUUGUAAUUUUAUAUUAAUCUUUUCUUAGACAAAAAGAAUUUUUUUAAAAAAAAGCGAAAUUAAAUAUUUGGAGAGUUUCCUAUACCACAUUCACAACUUUACAAAUCUGUUUUCUAAACCUUUUUUAGACUUAUUUUACAAAUAAUUCUACGGGGGACAUUAUUUUUUUAUUACCUAUAUAUAUCAUACGUAUGUUAAAAAUAUCAAAAAUUUUUACAAAGAAAAAUAAAUAUUUAUUUGCUUUUUUUUGUUAAUAAUUUUGAUACACUGUUAUCAUAUUA